AAUAACCAGGUCAUUCGGAAAGAUGUCAAUUUCAUCAAAACUGAAUAUGUCACUGGGGGAACAGCAACUUGCUAAACUUACAAGCGAAACUCAAGAAAUUCGAAUGCGUGCUUUGGAACAAGUAGAAACUGGGUUCAUAAGCUGCCUGCAGCAUAGCGGAAAUAUCAGUUUUAAUCCAGUACUAAUGCUAAAACAAUUAAUCCGAUGGUUCGGGCACUUGCCACUAAUUGCCUCGGAUCGAGUGCUGGCCUUGAUGUUGGAACUGCUACGGUCUGGCUAUGGCAAUGUGGUUAUGCAAAAGAUUACAUACAAACGAUUGGAUACAGAGCUGGAGAAAAUACGUCAAAUUUUGCAGGGCGCACAGACAAAACGAGUUGUAGAAUUGUUGGACAAUCUGCAAAGUCUGGCAGCAGUAAAGUAUAAUGAAAAAACUUGCAGUGAGACUGAUAAUGACAACAGUUCAAUUGAAUCACGAGGGAGCAGUGAAAUUAAUCCAAAUAUAUUUUCACCAGAUAAAUUUAAUCUCACAUCAAAGGAUUAUGAAAAGGCUUGGUCCUGUCCAAGUGAAGAUGACUUGACAACACUGAAAACUCUAAUGGAUACUCUGACAAUCAACAAUGAUCAGCAGCUUCAGGACAACUUAACAAAUCUACAAAUCAAAAUGCCCGAUUAUCCAUCCGAGUAUUUACUCCAGGAGCCGCACAUAUUUCUUCAACUGCUACAUUUAAUGAGCAUCCAUGCCAAUCAAACGCUUGUGUAUAUCGACAGUACAUUAAUCACCAUUUUGAAACGUUUGCAACGUCGAUUAAGCAUUCGGAAAAUAACUGUUAGCAUUUUGGCCGACAUGACAUUCACAACGCGGCAGACGCAGCAACUGCGUGUGACCAGUGCUUUGGGACUGCUUUUAUAUUUAUGCUUGGAUAAACUUGGUCCACCACUACUGGAGCACUGCGCUCAUAAUUGGCAUCUUAUUGAGCUGAGCGUUGAAAUAAUAAGGACGUUUAAGCUGCUCGGCGUGCCAUUGCCUAAUCGCUUAGUGGAACGUUUAAGCAUUAUAGUGCCCAAGCUUAUAAACUUUUGUAGCAGCGUUAAGACGAGCAAACACUUUGAAGUGCCUAAACUAGUGCACAAACUAAUGAUCCCACGACUCGAAUCCAUAAUAUUUAAUGGACUUUUACUGGAUGUCAUGCUCUUAAACGCCUCUUCCAAUCCGAUUAUUAACAAAUUGGCUGCACGAGCACUGUUACAGCCGCUUAUUGUAGACUGUACGUUUUUGUCGUGUGUGCCCACACGCAUGAAACAACUAUGCCACCUGUGCACCUUGCUCCGAAACGAAACUGAGCCCGAGGAAAUCCAGAUGGUACGACUGAAGCAUGCCUAUGGCCUCGCUAUCAGCCAGCUGCUACCUGGGGCUGAACUGUCGCCGUUAGAUUUGUUGCAAGUACAGCGCCAGAUCUGUCUUGUGCUGAUCCAACUGAGCAGCGAGAGUUUGCUGAAACUGCUCAUUGAAGCACUGAUUAAAUCCACUUUCUUCUAUGUAAGCACACCCGAGGUGCGUUUGAACGCAGAGUCUCUUCUCCAUACGCUUUUCCUUCUUCCGAACGAGAGUAUGCGUAUUUGCGCCCUGCGCUUACUGAAACAGCCCGUGGUGGAGCACUAUCACGCCUUUGUGAAUGGCACCAAUUAUUUGACUGGUUGCAGUAACGUACAGCUUAUCAAGCACCACAUUCUGGGUCUGCCCAUAAGUUGCCAACUACUGAGAAAGCUGCUUAUCGAAGCUUGGACGCCACAACACAAGUUACCACAGUUGCAACAGUGGUGCAUCGAUUAUCUUAUUAUGCUGCUAGGACUAGGCAAGCUUGUAUCUUACAAGGACUUUCAAUAUAUAUACAAUGAGGUUGAGCCCGUGCUGCCCCUUAUCGUUUGCCGCGCCAUCGACCAACCGUCAUUGCAAAUGCAAUUGUGGGAACUCCUCGAUCCCGAUGCCAAGUACUUAGAUACACCACAAAUGCUUCGCGGUAAUAUCUGUUACAUGUUUCAUCCGGAGGAAAAUUUACGUACGGACGCAAUAGCGAGAGUUGCCUACGCUCUGGACUUGCAGGAUCAUCAAAACAAGUACAAACCUGCAAUGGACAAGUACUGCCUGGAUUUGAUUAGGAACAACAUCUGUGUCAUACAACCGCCUGUCAGCUACACCAAUUAUUUCAGAGAGCGUACAAAUUUGAAAUUCACACCCAGUCUAAAGGCGCUGUUGCGCUUAGUCCAAACUCCUGAUCUGAAGCCAUGCAUACGCAGGUCUACUCUUAUCCAGCUGAAUGUGCUACUGCACGAUUGGAGCGCUGUUGAGGCUUUUACAUGCUUUGAGGGUGCUUAUCUGCUUUGUCUUAACGCACUUCGUGAUCCACUGAUGCACAACAGAAACUUACCCUUUGAUGAUGUGAAUACACUGCUUCCGGCGGUCGGCAUUCUUAUACGUGCGCUUUUUUGUAGCAAAAAAUUUCGUCAAGAGUUCAGCAAUAGCAGCGAAAUGCUAGGCUGCCUCAUGCGCUGUCUUUUUCUGAUGACACAAGAUGAGCAGCUACGUGUCAAGGUAAGCACGUGCAUUUUCGUGCUGCUCUUUCACGAGCACAUCUCGGCUACUGACAGUAGCCUCAAGCUGGACUUGGAUCUUUCAGCCAUGCGUGUGCCUAUAGACUACGAGCUAAGUAUCAACCCAGUGAAAACAACGGCAAGCGAAGGCUUGGCUAUGCAGCAGUAUUUGCUUGAGAAGCAUUUUGGCAACGAUGAGUCCGUUGCAGCUCGCCACUGGCGCAUGUAUGCAGCACAUAAGAUUUGCGGGAAUCCCGAGAAAAUUACCCUGACUGCUGUACAUUCAGUGGACAUGAGCGAUGCGCUAAAACUAACACCAGGCGACCUGGCAUUAGUUCAAGCAUCGAUGGCACAUUUGCAGUUGCAAAAGACGCUUAUCGAGGCGAGUAACUGUAAUAGUCACGAGACGCUAAAACAGCUCAUUGCCAGCAUUCAACUCUUUAUGGUACUAAUGCGCGGCGAUGUGCCUCAGCCGCACUGCCGUAGUCUGUGGCUGCUAAUGUCCAAGUAUUUACGCUUAACUCCAUCGACUAGCAACCAAGGAGACUGCCAACUGUACGAUUUCCUAUUGGAGUUGUGCCUAAGCUGUUUGCGCAUUCGGUUGCCCGAGGUUCUAACUGGCUUAAGCAAUGACCUGGAAACGGAUCCCCAUCAUAGUUUCUUUAUGGCCAUGCGGGAUCACAAUGUAUCCUUGCAUGUUCUAAGAUUGAUCUGUGAAUGCUUCGUACUGUUGCUGCGUUGGCACAGUGUCCAAAGCAAGUCCAACUGGCUUAUUGCUCUCUUCAUUGAGCUUAGCUCCCUGACGCACACACAUUUUGAGCUACGAAAUCUACAGCAUGUGCGCUGCAUGCUCGGUGUUCUACGGCAACUUUGCGAGCAUCGUUUUCAACUAGACGAUGGUCAACUACAUGCGUACUAUCAACACUUUGUGCAGUUGUCAAGUAACCUUCGCACCUCCACACAAACAGGCGCUCAGUGGCAACGCGACUGUCUACUUAUAAUAUCCCAAAUUUAUAGGCAAAUGGCAGAUCCGCAAACGGCCUCCGAUGCUGGUAACAGUAAGGUGCUGCGCUAUUUUCUGGGCCUCUGCGGGCAUAGCGAUAAAGAGGUGCGUGCAUUGGCAUGGAUUGCAAUAGCGGAUUGCAUAAGAAGCAGUCAAAGCUGUAUGUCAAUGAUAUUGUCCGAUUUUCAAUGCAUUCUUCCUGGUGGUCUGGCUGCUUGCUGCUUGAGCACAUUGGUGGAUCAGCACGAGGACAUGUUGAUACGUGAGUUUGCGGGUCGUGUAUUUGAGUUACUAAUGCCGUAUAUUGAGGCGUCCACUUGCCUGGAGCUGUUACGUCGAUACUCUAUACUACAGGAGGCUUCUGCUGCAAUUAACACUCUACAUACCAUGGUUAGAAAAACCAAUGAUAUCGUACAAUAUGGUAGCUCGUGUGGCAUCGUUGCGUGCUAUAUCAGCAUAUGUGUACGACAAAUCAUUUUGGAACCAAGCAUGUGUGCUAGUAUCUGCGAGCAUGCAUUCAUUAAUGGUCUUAGUGAUGUGAUAAAGUUGGAGACGCCCGUUAAACCACAUUUCGACAAAUACGUAGACUUAUGUGUCGAACAUAUUUUCAAGUUUUAUGCAUUAUGCUAUGAGCACAAUUUUGAGUUUCUGCAGCGCACCAUUUGUCGUGAUCCUGUGCUGCUGGAAAGCUUUAUUUCCUUGGUAAAUGAAGUACUGGACCAAAAAAUAGUGUUGGAAAUCCAGCUCAUACAUAUAGUAAAAUUACUUUUGGUGUUCUGUAAGGACACGAAUGCCUAUGAUAUCCUCUGCGAAAAGUUUUGGGAGCACCCGGAAUUACUCUUUCAUCUACUGCUUUAUGGACUUAACCAAGUCUUUGUGAACCGAACUGUGCAGCGCUAUACAUUAGCGUUGCUAUCGCUGCUGUUAGUCAAGUCGCACGUGGAGAAAAAGCAGCUUAACUUGCUAAGACUAUUUGAAGCCUAUGUCAAGGAAUGGAAUGCAAGUGAAGACGAAGGGGGCGAUAAUAUCGACAGCGGCACAACUGUUGAAAGCGAUGAAAAAGAAAAUACAAAAGCGUUAAGCCAAAAGCCUAAGGCACUGACCUUAAAGAUCUUCCCCACUAGAAAACCCCAAUUUCUUUCGAAAAAACCAUCCUUGGAUAAUCAACAGCCGAAACAAUUUACAAAUGCUGCUUGCCUAUUAUACAAAAAUUUGGAUUUGCUGUUCGAAAUUACGAUUCCUUCUAAAACAUACAGCUUCCUGAAGGCUCCAACUAAGAGUCAGGUGCAGAUUUGCGAAGUGCUUGGAAAUCUGUUAAAGCUGUCGCCAUUAGUCAUUGAGACUGCCCGACAAUUAAAGCUGUUAGAUCGCAUUUUAAAUUUGCUCGAGGAAUUUCUUAACGACAGCUCCAUUGGCAAUGCUACAGUUUACGUGCGUCGUGUAGGUGCCCAUAAAUCGCGUGAUAUCAUUAACAACUUGCUUGUCUUUCUGAAUAUGUUGAUGCAUUGGCAUAAUACACCGCAUGCCAUAAUCACAGAUCCAAUUAUAGCUGCUCGAAUGGUCCGAGUGUUGGUGCGCUUGUGGCCAUGGCUUUCACAUUCGACGACUCUCAAAAAUAUUACAGUGCGUCUGACCACAUUGCUCACAGAGCACUCCUUUGAGAUGUGCAAGCAAACAUCACAAGCUCCGCCCGGACAAUCACAUUCCCUACUUCAGCUGGUGGUGCGCGUGGCCGAUUACGAGACAACCAGGAAAGAAGGUAAUGGAAUUAAGGCUGCUUCUCCCGCGAAAAAUACCUCGAAUUCAAUGAUUGAAGCUGCACUACGUGUUAUGAUUAAUUGCUGCUCUUGUGCCGAAGGACGUUUAAGCCUUAGUAAAAUGUGUGUGCUAGACAUGUUCGAUACGCUUCUCCCCAACACAAGCAGCCAAAUAAUCAAAGUAAAGACUGAGGUGCUGCAGGGCUGGCUUUGCUUUUGGGAGAUAUUCUCGCGUUACGAACCUGGCUCUAAAAUUUGUCACUUUCAGGCCCUGCUCAACAUAAUCAGUCGGUCACCACCUACCUACCGCAUUCGACUAUGUUGUCUGCGCAUUCUGCGCAACAUGUGCUUCUGCACAAGCAAUCGCACGCAACUGAUAGCGAAAAAGGAAUUCACAGACGUUCUACGGGACAUUAUAUCGCAGUCGGUUCAAAACACCAAGGAAAGAGGAGAUAUAGGCUUGAAUACUUAUGAGGAACAUUAUAUGAUGGUCUUAAGCGUUUGGAAAAUUUUUGGCUUUUGUGCAAAAUACAAAGCCAUGCUUCGUGGUACAAAGCUGUACAAGCAACUUACUAUUUUAUACGACCAUAUAGCAUUAUUAAAAAAAGAACGCGGAGACUACUUUCUGCGUUUCCCAUAUGCUGUGGAGUUGUAUGAUUUGCUGGAGAAGCUUUUUAAAUCUCUCAAGUCAUAAACACAAAAUAAAAAUAAAAU
Messenger RNA from Drosophila busckii, 6063 nucleotides. RefSeq lists its product as uncharacterized. Lineage: Eukaryota; Metazoa; Arthropoda; Insecta; Diptera; Drosophilidae. The record is from RefSeq and is a predicted model, not a curated record. Gene Ontology annotation, biological process: centriole replication; centriole-centriole cohesion; ciliary basal body organization. Gene Ontology annotation, cellular component: centrosome; ciliary basal body; centriole. The coding region runs from base 23 to 6043 and encodes 2006 amino acids. The transcript has 3 exons.